This is a messenger RNA of Rotaria sp. Silwood2, 558 nucleotides long. The record is from the annotation of a GenBank genome assembly. NCBI's taxonomy places the organism in Eukaryota, Metazoa, Rotifera, Eurotatoria, Philodinida, Philodinidae.
AUGCAAAAGUCAUACCAAGCAGCAUUUUAUCACUAUAUCAAGACAGCCGAUAAUAAUGAAGAACAACAACACCAAUUUUGUCCGAAAACAGAAGAUACUUGGUGUGCAUAUCAUAAAAAUAAGUUAACACCAACCCGCAACGAUGAUAAACCACAAAAGAAGAAAAAUUGGAAAUUUCUCGAUCCAAUUUUUCGUCAUGUUUUACAGCCAAUGAUUGAUACACUUACAUCAAAAGAAUUGUUGAGACGUUGUUUACGUGGAUUAACACAAAACUCAAAUGAAUCAUUAAACUCCAUUGUUUGUGGUGCUGCUCUCGCAGCACUAUUUUUCAAUAAUGGUCGAAGUUCAUUAGUGGACUUUUGCAAACAAUCUGGUAUUGAUGUUAAUGUGACACUACUCGAAUAUCUAAUAGCCAAAGAUGAAAAACGUUUACUAAGAGCGCAAAAAAUGUCUGAACAACAACAAAAACAAAUACAACGAAAGACUAUUGAUAGACAGCGUUCAAUGAAAACACAAUUAGACACCAAAGACUAUGAUGCUGGAGGUUUUAAUUUGUAA